AUGAUCUGUUCUAAGAAACAUCAUCAAUGUUUAUUGUUUCACUAUUUUAUAUUUCUUAAUAUAAUCCAGUCCAAUUUAAUUACGGAACAAACAUGUCAAAAUGAUAUACCAGAUUUUUUUAAUAAUGUUAAUUUUGGUGGUCCAUUAUUCGAUCAAUCUGUUUAUACAAUAACAACAUCAAGUUUUUCUGUAUUAUCUCCAAUAAAUACACCUGUAUUUAUAUUUAAUAUUCAACCACAAACAAUUUAUACACGAUCAAGUUUUAUUUCAACAUCAGUUACUGGACGUGCACUUAAUAUAACACCAGAAAUUAUAACAGUAACAUCAAAUAAUCCAGAUUUUAUUGUUAAUAGUUUAUCAAAUGGUUCUUAUGCUCUUGUUACUAAUACAUUUCCAUUAAAUUACUUUUCACCUUAUAAUCGUUAUUUAUUUAAUCUUAUUGCAACACAAACAUAUCCAAAUCGACCAUUAGUAAGUUCAACAGCAAUUGUUCAAAUAAAUUUAGAAAAUUAUAAUGUUCAUGCACCUAUAUUUAUACUAUCAAAUCAAAUAUUUUCAAUAAGUGAAACAGCUAUUAUUGGUACACGUUUUGGUACUGUUUAUGCAACUGAUGCUGAUAAUGAUGGAAUUAUUUAUUCAAUUAGUAGUAGUCAAUUUUCAAUUGAUUCAUUAACAGGUGUUUUACAAUUACAACAAACACUUCAAUCAUCACCAGCAUCACAAUAUUUUGUUAAUGUAACAGCAAGUGAUGAUGGUACAUCAUGUUCACCAGCACGUUCACCAUGUCCAAGAUUUUCAACAUCAACUAUAAUAACAAUUAAUGUUACAGCUGUUAAUAAACGAUCACCACAAUUUUUAAAUCAAAUAUGUGGUUCAACUGUUUCAUUUUAUGAAAGUAAUACAAUUGGUGCUAAUAUAACAACAUUAACGGUAUUUGAUGAUGAUCGAGGUGAAAAUGGACAAAUAUCAAUAUCAUUUCCAUCGGAACAAUCAAGAACGAUAGUGAGUGGUUUAAGAAAUACGGCUUAUUCACAAUUUUAUAUACAACAAUUAACACAAACGGGUACAACUCGAACAGCUGUAUUACGAAUAAAUACAUCAUUUGAUUAUGAUGCACCAGGUGCUACACGUGUUUGGUAUUUGUUCGUAUUAGCUACUGAUAAUGGUACACCACAACGACAAUCGUUCUGUAGUUUACGUAUUAAUUUACUUGAUUUAAAUGAUAAUCCACCAGUAUUUAUAAUGACAUCAUGGAAUUAUACAAUAUAUCGUUCAGCAUUUGGAAAUUCUAAUAAUGCACGUUUUUUACGUAUAAUUGCAUCAGAUGCUGAUUCUGGUUUAAAUGGUAUGAUUAAUUAUUUUAUUGGUACAAUUAAUGUUCCAUAUUUUACAAUAAAUCAAACAACAGGAACAAUUAUACUUCGUGAUAAUGUACCAGGUGUAUUUAGUUUAGAUGUUAAUCAAUUUCCAAUAACAUUUCAAGUUUAUGCACAAGAUCGUGGUUCACCACCACGAGUUAGUGAAGCUAAUGCAACGGUAACAAUUUAUUAUAAUAAUGGUAAUGAUCCACCACCAGCACGAUGGAGUGAUCCACGUUAUGAAGAAUUAAAUUUUCCAAUUAUUGAAAAAUAUUAUGAAAUAUAUAGAAAUCAACCUAUAUUUAAUCUUAGUUAUGGUUUUAAUGGUACUAUUAUUUAUCAAUUAACAUCACAAACAUCAUCUAUUAUGACUGUUCGUAGUCCUUUUCAAAAUACAUAUAUACCAUUUAGUGAUGUACCUGUAUCAAGAAAUGGAAAUAUAUUUAGUAGUGGUAUUGUUGUUACAAGUGGUCUUCAUGCUGAAAUUCAAAGUGUUUAUUUAAUAUAUAUUCGUGUACUUGUUAAUCCUCCAUUAAUUGGUUCAACAACAAUAACAUUAAUUGAUCAAAAUGAUCAAAUACCAACAUUUGAUAUACGUUCAAUUGUAUUAAGUGUUGUUGAAAAUGAAAAUGGAAAUCGUAUUAUUGCACAAAUUCAAGCAUUUGAUCGUGAUGUUGAUUAUCCAAAUAAUUAUGUACAAUAUCGUUUAAAUGGAAAUUUAAGUGAUUCAGAAGUAAAUGGAAUUUUUUUUGUUGCUUCAAAUGGUACAAUAUGGACAAAUGCAACAUUUGAUUGUGAAAGUAAUAAAACUCUUUAUCAUUUAUUUAUAACUGCAUAUGAUGGUGCACCAGCAUGGAAUGCAUUAAAUAAUGAACCAAAUACACAAGAUUUUCAAUUCGAUAUUCAAGUUAUUGAUGUUAAUGGUGUUCCACCAGUUUUUAUUAAUUCAUCAUCAAUAACAAUAUCAAUAAAUGAAACAACAAUGAAUGGUACAGGAAUUCUAAAUUUAACAAUAAUUGAUACAGAUUUUGAUACAAUACCUGAUUUUGGAAUAUUAAGUGGAAAUACAAAAAAUGUUUUUUCAUUUAAUUUAUUAUCUGAUAAUAUAGCUGAUUCAUCACGUAAACAAUAUAUUGCUAUUGGACAACUUUAUGUUGCUGGUCCAUUAAGUUAUGAAAUAACACCUAAUUAUACAUUAGUUUUAUUUGCAUUUGAUACACAAAAUUUAGCAACAAUAACAGUUACAAUUAAUUUAUUACCACAAAAUACUAGAGCACCAUAUUUUAAUUUAAUACCAGGUUUUACGUCUUAUCAAUAUGAAGUUAAUGAAGGAACUGCAAUUUCUAGACUUAAUGGACCUGUUAUUCGAGCGACUGAUCCUGAUAUUCCCGCUACAUCAAUUGUUUAUGAUAUUGUAACUAAUAAUAAUCAAUUAAAUUUAAAUAAUUUAUAUUUAAAUCAAACAAAUAAUGAAACAACAAUUGGUAUAUCAUUACCUGGUCUUUCACGUGAUUUACCAUUUGGUUAUUCGACAUAUAAUUUUUCUAUUCGAGCAACAGAUGAAGCUGGUUUAGGUGUAUCAAGUUAUGUACCAAUUAGUAUUAAAGUUAUUGAUAUAAAUAAUAAUGCACCAAUACCAACGAAUUCACAUUGGAUAUUAAAUGAAAAUGUAAUAAAUCCAAGUACUACAGUAAUUUUUACUGAUUAUGAUGAUCCAACACAAUAUAAUACAAUACCAUUUCGUGUUGAAAUUUUAAAUUCACCAGGUUUU
Rotaria sp. Silwood1 is the source of this 3129-nucleotide messenger RNA. The record is from the annotation of a GenBank genome assembly. Lineage: Eukaryota; Metazoa; Rotifera; Eurotatoria; Philodinida; Philodinidae.